CUUUCAAGUUCGAUUUCGAGCCGCAGGACACGAGUGGGUUGCGCCAGCCUGCACCAGACUCGCAUGUGGCCAUUGGUCCCUCGCCUUCGCCCCUUGAUCUCAUCAUGCCAAGUGUUGGUGUUCACUCAUUUAUGUGUGUGUAUAUAUUCUUUAUCCUCGCUGCUGCUGCUCUCCACAUCUGUCAUCUCUAGCUGCAACCACCUUCAGAAUGAAGCAGUCGUCUCCUCUCUUCUUCAUGCUGCUGCUCCUCCUCCUCCUCGCCUUCCACACCGCAGCGAUGGCUUCUCGCGUUCUUCGUGAAGACGAGAUUACAGGGCCUGAAGAAAUCAAAUAUGAAUCAGUACUGGAUGAACUGGAGUUCUUCCCUCGGCACAAUCUCAGCUGGCAGGCACGGAGGGAUGCAAGGAUGGGAACGAAGAAUGCCUCGACAGGAGAGUCAUGUACGAAGCUCAUUUGGACUACAUCUACACUCAGCAUCGCCCUAAGCCGUAGUCCAGCAACAGACUUAGAGGGAGUGGGGAAAGUGUAAUCCAUGGAUCAAUCUUUGCUCAAUAAAAAAGGGCUUUGCCGCCAGUAAUGUUAGCGAGAAUGCCUAAAUAUAAAUACAGACGACUAGUAUUUCUUUUC
Zingiber officinale is the source of this 627-nucleotide messenger RNA. Its product is annotated as putative phytosulfokines 6. The transcript is spliced from 2 exons. Gene Ontology annotation, biological process: cell population proliferation. NCBI's taxonomy places the organism in Eukaryota, Viridiplantae, Streptophyta, Magnoliopsida, Zingiberales, Zingiberaceae. Gene Ontology annotation, molecular function: growth factor activity. Gene Ontology annotation, cellular component: extracellular region. Bases 209 to 529 code for a protein of 106 amino acids. The record is from RefSeq and is a predicted model, not a curated record.